AUGGGACUUUACCGCAUAGGUGUCGACGUAGGUGGAACGAACACCGACGCCGCUAUCCUUGACAUUACGGCCUCAGACACGCCCGGCCGCGGUGUCCUGGCUUCCCACAAGGCCUCAACUACACCAGACAUUACCACAGGCAUAGAAGCAGCAAUCCACGCUGUAAUUCAGAGCUCAGAAAUCGAUCAGAAGCGAGUCCUGAGUGUGACCAUAGGCACAACGCACUUCAUCAACGCUCUUGUUGAGGCUGACACGCGACGGCUUAGCAAGGUCGCUGUCGUCCGUCUCUGUGGGCCAUUUACAAGACAAAUUCCCCCAUUUUCGGACUUCCCCUCUGGUCUUCAUCGUAUUCUAGAUGGUGGUGUCUACUAUCUCGAUGGGGGGCUGGAGAUCGAUGGUCGGGAGAUUGCGCCGCUCGAUCAUGAGCAGAUUCGCCAGGCGGCCAGAGACAUCGUCGCGUCUGGGGUGAGAUCAGUUGCCCUAGUCGGUAUCUUUUCACCUCUGGAUCACUCCGGUAUGCAUGAAGAGACUUGUAAAAGAAUCAUGCUGGAAGAAGUGCCGGGUCUCGAUGUGGUUUGCUCCCAUGACAUAGGCCCACCUGGCCUAUUGGAGCGAGAGAACGCGACAAUCCUCAAUGCCGCAAUUCUCAGAACAGCCCGCAAGGUCACCCGAGGUUUCAGAAUCGCAAUGACGAAGCUAAAGCUGGCGUGUCCGCUUUAUCUGUCCCAGAAUGAUGGCACACUGAUCGAUGCUGAUACGGCAGCCGAGUUCCCCAUGAAGACCUUCGCCAGCGGUCCGACUAAUAGCAUGACUGGAGCGGCUUUUCUCGCCGGACUGGAUCAAGCAAAGAUGACAACCAGAGAUCCUGCCGAUACCUCGGAAAAGAAGGAAGUGGAGCCUCAAGUGCUCGUCGUUGACAUCGGCGGCACAACCACAGAUGUAUGCGCCUUGCUACCGUCUGGCUUUCCUCGACAAGCGCCUGGGUUUGUGGAACUUGGGGGCGUGAGAACAGCAUUCUCAAUGCCCGAGGUCGUCUCAAUUGGGCUCGGUGGCGGCAGCAAAGUGAAGAUGAGCUCCGAAUUUGGGGGUGUCACGGUUGGCCCAGGGUCAGUUGGACACUUCCUUACUGAGCAGGCAAGGAUAUUUGGCGGUCCGACACUGACAGCAACGGAUGUUGUGGUGGCUUCUGGGAAAGCGAAGAUGGGAGACGCGAGCCUCAUCAAAGACAUCCCAAGCUCAACCAUUAACGACGCGCGUCAGAAGAUCAAAAAGAUGCUGGAAGGUGUUAUUGAGCAGAUGAAGGUUUCCGCUGCCCCUGUACACGUCCUUCUGGUGGGAGGGGGUGCUCUUCUGGUCACAGACAACCUCGAAGGCGUCGAGAAAUGUAUUCAGCCCAUCCAUCAAGGCGCUGCUAAUGCGGUUGGCGCUGCUAUUGGCAAGGUUUCUGGGGAAGUCGACGUGAUUGAGAUUCUUGAAGGGAGGGACGAGAAAGCAGUCGUUGCAGCGACGUGCCAAAAGGCUAUCGAUCUGGCCGUCCAAAAGGGCGCAGCUUCUGCAGACGUCCGCGUCGUCGAGGUCAACAAGAUGCCGCUUCAAUACGUCGAUAAUGGCGCGAUGAGGAUAAAAGUCAGGGCUGUCGGCAAAUUGAGUGUUCCCGAGGAUCCCAAUUUCUCACCUAUGAGCAUGACGCCAGUCGAAGAAGAGGACAAGGAGGCCGAGGCGCCAAAGGAGAGUGUUCCGGACGCUCUAGAGCCGGCCACCAAGCCCUCACUACGGAUAGAUCUCGAGACCUACCGGCCUGACGUCCGAGAAGGGGUCUGGUACGUCUCAGAGGUAGAUCUGGAAUUGAUUUCAACAGGCUGUGGUGUGCUAGGAACUGGGGGCGGAGGUCCAACCCACCACGAAUUCUUGAAAAGCUUGCAUGUCCUACGCAAUAGCGAGCCUGGCAAGAUGAGAAUUAUAUCACCUUCGUCCCUCGCCGACACUGACAUGGUAUGCUUCGGCUCCUGGUAUGGCACUCCGAGCGUCAUCAACGAGAGAAUUGCUGGUGGCUCAGAGAUCCCCAGCGGCAUCGAUGCCGUGAGAAAGACCUUGGGUAAUGUACCACUUCAUGGAGUUUUCAUCGACGAGAUUGGCGGAGGCAAUGGGCUCAGUGUUUUCCCAACCGGCGUACACUAUGACAUACCAGUCAUCGAUGGCGACGCGAUGGGAAGAGCAUACCCGACCAUGUAUCAAGCUACACUGAGCGUCUAUGGUCACCCGUUGACCCCCUGUGCGCUCUCCGACGCAAGGGGCAACGUUUCCAUUGUGAUGAGUUCCGACACGCCAAUUCGCCUGGAGCGAUUCCUGCGCACAGCAGCAAUUGAGCUCGGCCUCGGAUGCGCCGUUUGCGCCAGGCCGCUUCCCGGCUCGGCCAUAAAGUCCCACGGCGUCCCCAACACUCUAUCGCAAGCCUGGUAUUUAGGUCGGGCGGUACAUAUGGCGCGAACGAGGAAGUCUGACUAUGUCAAUGCUAUCUUCGAAGUAUGUGCCGGGAAGCUUCUUUUUACAGGCAAGAUCAUCGAUGUAAGGCGCUAUGUGGGUGGUGGCUACACGAUGGGCAGCGUCCUCAUUGCCCCCCUUGCAGACGAAGAGAAAGACUCCGACACAAAGAACACAUCGCUUCCAGAUCGGCAUAUAAUCAUCCCGUUUCAGAAUGAGUACCUUUACGCUGCUCUCACAGAUGAAGAGGGUUCAGAGGGCGGCCAGCAAGAGGUGUUGUGUACCGUGCCGGAUCUGAUCUCGAUUCUAGGCCAAGAUGGGGAGGCUAUCGGGUCUCAGGAUCUCCGCUACGGCUUGCGUGUGAAUGUUAUCGCGCUACCUGCUCACCCUCUCUGGAAGACAGAGAAAGGUAUGCCCGUGGGAGGCCCUCAAGCCUUUGGGCUGAGCAUGCCAUUCGUUGGGGUUGGAGAGUAUACCGAGUCCAGGAGUGUCAUUGAGGAGUACGAGGUGAUCAAGGUCAAUUCCACGAAUAGCAUGAUGAACGUGGUUUAUUGCAUUGAGAAUACCAUCCUCUGCCUAACCACAGCGGACAUUGGCAUCUAUGUCGGCUAA
Colletotrichum lupini is the source of this 3093-nucleotide messenger RNA. Its product is annotated as hydantoinase. Gene Ontology annotation, biological process: glutathione metabolic process. The transcript has 6 exons. The record is from RefSeq and is a predicted model, not a curated record. NCBI's taxonomy places the organism in Eukaryota, Fungi, Ascomycota, Sordariomycetes, Glomerellales, Glomerellaceae. Bases 1 to 3093 code for a protein of 1030 amino acids. Gene Ontology annotation, cellular component: cytosol. Gene Ontology annotation, molecular function: 5-oxoprolinase (ATP-hydrolyzing) activity.